UUCGCUUCUCCUGUAAGCAUGUCUGGACGCGGCAAGGGCGGCAAGGGCCUGGGAAAAGGCGGCGCCAAGCGCCACCGCAAGGUGCUGCGGGACAACAUCCAGGGCAUCACCAAGCCCGCCAUCCGGCGCCUGGCCCGGCGCGGCGGCGUCAAGCGCAUCUCCGGCCUCAUCUACGAGGAGACCCGCGGGGUGCUGAAGGUGUUCCUGGAGAACGUGAUCCGGGACGCCGUCACCUACACCGAGCACGCCAAGCGCAAGACCGUCACCGCCAUGGACGUGGUCUACGCGCUCAAGCGCCAGGGCCGGAGUAAUCCAACAGCAGUUCACCAUCGCUCAGGGCGCGUUUCAGACACAAUUUGUGUUUCUGCACUUGUGAUGGCUCGUACUAAGCAGACCGCGCGUAAGUCCACUGGCGGCAAAGCGCCGCGCAAGCAGCUGGCCACCAAGGCGGCCCGCAAGAGCGCGCCCGCCACCGGCGGCGUUAAAAAGCCCCACCGUUACCGACCCGGUACAGUGGCUCUGCGCGAGAUCCGGCGCUACCAGAAGUCCACGGAGCUGCUGAUCCGCAAGCUGCCGUUCCAGCGGCUGGUGCGCGAGAUCGCGCAGGACUUCAAGACGGACCUGCGCUUCCAGAGCUCGGCCGUGAUGGCGCUGCAGGAGGCGUGCGAGGCCUACCUGGUGGGGCUCUUCGAGGACACCAACCUGUCUUUGGACGUUAUAACCACAGCAACCAUGUCUGGUCGUGGCAAGGGCGGUAAAGGCCUGGGCAAAGGGGGCGCCAAGCGCCACCGCAAGGUUCUUCGCGACAACAUCCAGGGCAUCACCAAGCCUGCCAUCCGGCGCCUGGCCCGGCGCGGCGGCGUCAAGCGCAUCUCCGGCCUCAUCUACGAAGAGACCCGCGGGGUGCUGAAGGUGUUCCUGGAGAAUGUAAUUCGAGACGCCGUCACUUACACCGAGCAUGCCAAGCGCAAGACCGUCACCGCCAUGGAUGUGGUCUAUGCGCUCAAGCGCCAGGGACGCACACUCUAUGGUUUUGGUGGCUGAGAGCACGUCAUCUGUCUUAUCUCUGCGUCACUUUUAAUAAAGGCCCUUUUUAGGGCCGCCCCA
Molecule: messenger RNA, 1107 nt
Organism: Phacochoerus africanus (Common warthog)
Lineage: Eukaryota; Metazoa; Chordata; Mammalia; Artiodactyla; Suidae
Exons: 5
Coding region: 19-1044 (341 amino acids)
Biological process (GO): nucleosome assembly
Cellular component (GO): nucleosome
Molecular function (GO): protein heterodimerization activity; DNA binding; structural constituent of chromatin
Source: RefSeq, a predicted model, not a curated record